CCUUGCAGCACGGGAAUCCUUUACCGGUGAAAAAGAAAAGCAGUGCCAUUUGGCGCAGUUGUAAUUACAUCCGCUUACGAAGCGUCCUAAAUUAACAUAUUCGUCUUGUUUGAGGUUUUUUUGUUUUAUUUAAUUGUAGUGUUUACAUAGUUUUUCAUUUGAAGACCAACAUGAGUUCACUAAACGUUAAAAAGCUCAAAGUAAACGAGCUGAAGGACGAGCUAAAAAAGCGUCAGUUGUCCGACAAGGGGCUGAAGGCCGAGCUAAUGGAUCGAUUGGAGGCCGCGCUUAAUGAAGAGGCCCUAGCCGGAGAUUCUCCGCUUGGUCAGGACGACGAAGACGAUAGCGUCACGUUAGCCGAUGAAGGCAAUUCCGACUCGGUACCAGAGGCUGCCGAACAAGAAUGUAUGGGGGAAGAUGAAGACGAGGUGGUCCCGGUUGAAGAAAGCAUGGAGGCCAACGAGGGUGAGGAAGAGGAGAAUGGGAACGGAGGGGAUGGAGACGGGGACGCCGUCGUGGAUGAGUGCACCGAGGAUGAUGAGAUGGGUGAGGGAGAAGAUUGCGAGGAGGAGAUGGACCCGAUGCUAAAAGGAGAUGUGGACGAUAUGGAGAAAAUUGAUACAGAGGACGGUGAGCCUGGAGACCAGACUACCGAGGAGGGGGAUGCGGACAAAGACGCGAAUGGCGAUCAGAAGAAUAAGAAGGGUGUUAAGAGACGCCGGGAGGAACAUGGAAGGGGCUACUUUGAAUUUAUUGAAGAAAACAAAUACAGCUGGGCGUCCUUCAAGUCUCCCCUGCCACCUCUGGAGGAGGAAGACGAGGAGUUUGACGACACCAAAGUCUGCCUGGACACCUAUAACUGCGACCUGCACUUCAAGGUGUCUCGUGACCGCUACAGUGCCUCCUCUCUCACCAUGGAGAGCUUUGCAUACCUGUGGUCUGGGGGCAAGGCCUCAUACGGGGUCACCCAGGGCAAGGCCUGCUUCGAGAUGAAGAUCACUGAGAAGAUUCCUGUGAAGCACAUCUCCAGUAAGAACAUGGACAUCCAUGAGGUGCAGGUGGGCUGGUCCGUGGUCAACAGCAGCCUGCUACUGGGUGAGGACAAGCACUCGUAUGCCUACUCUGGGAAGGGAAAGAAGACCACAAACUGCGUGACUGAAGACUUUGGAGAGACCUUCGACGAGAACGAUGUUGUCUGCUGCCUUAUUGACUUCGAAGGGGAGAAGGUGGAGAUGUCCUUCUCCAAGAACGGCCAGGAGCCGGCGGUUGCGUUCCAGGUGGAGAAGGAGGCCCUGGGCAGCCAGGCCCUCUUCCCUCACGUCAUCUGCCACAACUGUGCGGUGGAGUUCAACUUCGGGCAGCAGGAGCUGCCGUUCUUCCCCUCGCUAGAGGGCUUCACCUUCCUGCAGGACGUCCAGGUGGACCAGCGUGUCCGGGGGCCCAAGGGCCCAGAGACCAAGAAGGACUGUGAGAUGAUCGUCAUGGUGGGUCUCCCUGGGUCAGGAAAGACCACCUGGGUGAAAAAGCAUGUGGAGGAGAACCCGGGAAAGUAUUACAUCCUGGGCAGUGACACCAUCGUGGAGAAGAUGAUGAUUGGCAGUUUGAAACGGCAAGCUAAAGAAACGGCCAAGCUCACAGCCAUUUCCCAGCGUGCACCUCUCUUCCUGGGCAAGUUCAUCGAGAUCGCCGCGCGCAAGAAGAGGAACUACAUCCUGGACCACACCAACCUGUCCGCCCCAGGUCAGAAGAGGAAGAUGUGUCUGUUUGCAGGGUACCAGCGCAGGGCCGUGGUGGUGUGUCCCUCGGACGAGGACUACAAGCUGCGGGCCCAGAAGAAGGCCGAGAGCGACGGGAAGGAGGUUCCCGAGCACGCGCUCCUCAAGAUGAAAGGGUUCUUUUCCCUGCCCGAGGAGGGCGAAAGCUUCAGCAGCGUGGAGUUUGUGGAGCUGCAGAAGGAGGAGGCGGCCAAGCUGCUGGAACAGUACAAGGAGGAGAGCAAGACGGCCCUGCCCGCUGAGAAGAGGCCAAACCAGGGAGGCAUGACCCCCAAGAGGGGGGGUCCCGUCCGUGGAGGGGCCAGGGGGGGCAAGGGCCAGUUCAACCGCGGAGGGGGGCCCGGUCAUAGAGGAGGGAGUGGAGGGGGCCGCGGAGGCUUCCAGAACAGAGGCAACUUUAGAGGAGCACCAGGACCACGAGGAGGGUUCAACCGCCACCCCAGGGGCUUCCUACACCCCCCUGCAUUCAGAGGGGGCUUCCCUGCCCGUGGUAACUUCAACCGAGGCGGGGGCGGACCUAUCCCCAGCCUGGGGGGAGGAGCCCCCAGAGGUGGACCAAUGAGAGGCAACAUGGGCCACAGGGGAGGAGGAGCCCCCAUGAACAGAGGCGGUCCAAUGAACAGGGGGAACAUGAGCCAGGGUGGAGGGGCUCCCAACAUGAACCGAGGAGGAGGAGGAGGGGGUGGAAACAGAGGCAGCUUCAGUCAGUUCCAGCCCAGAGGAGGCAACAGCCGCGGCAAUUUCGGUAACAAGAACGGCGGUAACUACGGUAACAACAGGAACAACCGAGGCGGUGGUGGCGGCGGCAGUGGUGGUGGCGGCAGCUUUGGCAGCAGGAACGGCAGCUUCGGCAUGGACAAGGCCCAGGCCUUCAACCAGAGCUGGCAGCAAGGGUUCUGGAACCAGAAGCCAUGGAGCCAGCAGUACCAGCCAGGAGGCUAUUACUGAGAGACUGUGUGUUGACAGACAAGGGGCCCUCAACCACCAGCCACGGACAUCUUGAGUUUUUCUAGAACCCACUUUUUAAAAACCAACUGAAAAAUAAUCAACCACCACAAAGCGAUGUAGAAACAUUCCACAUCUGAGGAGCGAGGUCUCUUUCAAGCUUUAUGGGUUCAAUUUCAUUUGAUUUAUUCGUAUUUUGUUUUGUACAUUUUAUGAUAUUUUUCCACUACUUUUAAAUCUCAUGCUUUUAAAGUCCAGUGUUUUUGGUAUAUCAGGAACCACAUGUGGCUCAUGCAGCUGAUGUUGGAAGAUUUUCAGGGUUGUGCAUUUUAUCUGUGCUUUGUGAUUUUCUUCUUUUUUUAUGAAUUGUAAAUAUUGUUUGCUUAGUUUCAUUUGUUUGAAUGGAAGGUUUAAAGAAACACUUAAAGAUUGAGAGAAUCCAGUGCUUGAAAGGCAUGGUAGCUAUAGCUUUGCUAAAGAAUUGUACUUAAAAGUAGUCAUACAACAUAGAACAACAUUUGAGUUGUAGAAACAGUAAGAGUUCAAAUUUGGGGAUUUUGUCUUUUGUUUCAAACAUCAACCAUGUAAUCUUAACUCCAUAGAUUUACAAUAAACUACAUGUUUGCUUUUUUACAACUUUCACGGCUUGUGAUUUUUUAUUUUGAAGUUCAAAGGUGCGCAACGGGCCUUUGUUGCAAUGGCUCUGGCCUGGUUGUCUAGUUCGAAUGACAACGUCAGCUGUUUUAUUAUUUGAACCAGAAUUCAUUCAAUAAAGCUUUGCUCGAAUUGGAUGUUGGAAUCCCUUUAGCGUUCUGUAUAACCUUUCGUUUUUUUUGUUUUUUUUUCCGACACACGUUUCUGAAGGCAGAUGACUCAUCAUAGCAUUGGUUGUGGUGUACUUCUCAGGGGUUGGGUUGAAUGCUUGUUCCUUAUUUAUUGAUUUUCUUUUCCUAAAGCAUUUUUCGAUGGAAAGUUGCAGUGGUUAGCUUUCAGCGAUGCUUUGUCGCGAACACACAACAAACCAGUCCAACUUGACCACACAGUUCCAGUGUUUACAUGUCAUGCCCCUAAUAUGUAUUUUAUUUUUUAAAGUUUUUUUAUGGAAGAUGCUAGAUUCUGUGGCUAGUUUAGCAAGUUUAGGCUUUGUGUGGUGUCUUAGAAAUCUAAGGAAGUAUUAAUUGUGUCUGAUGCAAGUCACUACCCCCCAUUUUCACCAGCAUAUAAAAGGGCUACACAAUGUCACAACAUCCUCUGAGAAAUAUAAAACUAUACAUCAAUAACGCUGAGCAGAGCAGAUCUCAUCUUUGAACUGGCUUCCAAGACUAGUUUUGUUUAGUAUAUACAUUUGUGACUGUGUGGCCCAUUGAUAAUUCUGGCUCUGUAUCAAAUCAACCAUAUCAUGGCUCUUAAUUGAAGAUACUUAAUGUGAUUGUGCCCACUGAGUGUUAAACCCAUGUAUCCUUUCAGCCAGAAUAUAGGUUGUAUGCAUCCAAAUUGCUCAUAUUUAAAAUGUCUACAUGAAUUUCCCGUAAACUCAAAUGGUUCAUAAAUCAUCACCGCUUGAUGUUGGUGAUGCUGGUGUGUUAGUUGCAUGACUGUCUACUCACAAAUUACUUGUAUGUUGUGUUCGAAUGCAAUGGUAAAUUGCCCAGACUAGAUUUUGAUACGUUUUGAGUUUGUGUUUUCAGCACAUGAAGAGGUGUACAAUAGUAAGUCAUGCUUUACGUUCUGGGUGAGGUUGAUCCUGAUGAUCUUUCGUUGUUUUAAAACCCUACUGACACGUUCUGUAUCGGAUGUUUUGAUAUUUGUUCAUAUUUGCUUUUGUUUUUUAUGUGGUUUUCUAUCGCAACAUUAUGGGAUAAAUCAAUAAUAAAGAUUAGAAAGUGUAUCUGUAA
Hypomesus transpacificus is the source of this 4615-nucleotide messenger RNA. RefSeq names its product heterogeneous nuclear ribonucleoprotein Ub (gene hnrnpub). Gene Ontology annotation, molecular function: pre-mRNA binding; promoter-specific chromatin binding; ribonucleoprotein complex binding. Gene Ontology annotation, cellular component: nuclear speck; nuclear matrix; catalytic step 2 spliceosome. Bases 171 to 2723 code for a protein of 850 amino acids. The record is from RefSeq and is a predicted model, not a curated record. Lineage: Eukaryota; Metazoa; Chordata; Actinopteri; Osmeriformes; Osmeridae. Gene Ontology annotation, biological process: regulation of alternative mRNA splicing, via spliceosome; positive regulation of attachment of mitotic spindle microtubules to kinetochore; RNA localization to chromatin. The transcript has 14 exons.